UCUUGGUUGUGGAACCCGAAUUUCAUCCUGUAACUACCCAAGCUAUCGAAACGAGCUUCGUGAUAUCAAGCGCAAUCAAUGCAUGGCACCGGCAGCCAAUCGAUGUGCCAAUCGAUGUGCCUGUCCCUACAUACGAUGCACAAAUCAUACAUCUCUAGAGCCCAUCUUCUCCCUUGCCCUGAAUUCUAUAUAUUCUCCCUCAUCCUCUUGUUUUGAUCAUCCCCAGCAUCCACUUUCUCCCUCCCUUUUUCUCUACCGCUUCUACAUAACCACACAACUCUUCACUACCGCCAAUCGAUAUGCCUAUCCCAACAGAGUCCGUUGGAUCUCUUCCGAGACCUGCCAAACUCCAGGAAGCGUACGCCAACUACGAUGCAGGCAAGAUCACCAGAGAGGAGUUUGAGAAGGCUCAAGACGAGGCCUGCAAAGACUCGAUCGAGCGUAUGGAAGCCACCGGCCAGUGGUGUGUGACCGACGGCGAGAACCGUGCCAGUUCCUUUGCGACCUACCCGAUCACGGAUACUCUGAACGGCACCGGCCUUGCCGACAGCCUCCUGCCGGACGGGCAAUACUUUGCUAUCUUUGACGACGGACAUCACCGACAGCUUCCCCGGCUCGUCAAGGGCCCGUUCAGAUACAAGACGUACGCGGCAGACUACUUUAACAAGUCCAAGAAGUUUGCAACCAAGCCUCAGAAGGCGGCCGUCAUUGCUCCUUCCAUGCUCUACCUUCUUUACCCCCUCGAGGAAGAGAUCAAGGGCUAUUCCAAGGAGGAAUUCGUCAAGGAUCUCGUCGACGAGUGCGAGAAAGAUAUCCGAAAGUGCUUCGAGGCCGGAGCUGUCCGUGUCUCGAUCGACUUUACGGAGGGCCGCCUUGCUUGCAAGAAUGAUCCUCGAAACCCAUGGACCGGAAGGCACAUGCUCCAGACGUUUAUCGAUCUCAACAACAAGGUUCUCGACCGUUUCAGCGCCGCGGAGAGAAAGAACAUUGGCAUCCACACCUGCCCUGGCGGAGACUGUGACUCGGUCCACAGCAAGGAUGUCGACUACAGCGAGCUCCUCCCAAGCAUGUUCCAGAUGAACGCCGGAUACUUCCUGAUCCAGCUCUCGACGGAAGCCGACAAGCCCCGCAUCUACGAGCUCUGCGGCAAGCAUUCCCGAGCAGAUGCCGAUGGAGUCGCACAGGUCUGCUUCAUCGGCGUGAUCGACCCGCUCAGUCCCCGCGUGGAAACACCAGAAGAGGUCCGCGAUGCCCUGCUCGAGGCUGCCAAAUACAUUCCCGUCGAGCGGUUGGGUGCCACCGACGACUGCGGCUUCAGUCCGUUCAGCAUCGACAUCAAGCCCAAGCACGCGGGCCCCGACGAGGCCCGUCUAGUUGCAUUCCAAAAGAUUGCGGCCAGAAUCAAGGGCGUCGAGCUGGCCAGUGCAGCGUUGGGUGUUUAGGAACGGAAGGACGGGGGGUUUCAUGGCUACUUUUUUGUUCCUUCUUUUCUUUUUUUGCUUGGGUUGUUUCUUCGUCCGUAACUGUGAUCAUAACUUCGGUAGUAACAAGUAUUAUGCACGCCCCCGAUCCUGUCA
Molecule: messenger RNA, 1577 nt
Organism: Tricharina praecox
Lineage: Eukaryota; Fungi; Ascomycota; Pezizomycetes; Pezizales; Pyronemataceae
Exons: 7
Coding region: 300-1442 (380 amino acids)
Molecular function (GO): zinc ion binding; 5-methyltetrahydropteroyltriglutamate-homocysteine S-methyltransferase activity
Source: RefSeq, a predicted model, not a curated record